Messenger RNA from Brettanomyces bruxellensis, 213 nucleotides. RefSeq lists its product as uncharacterized. The record is from RefSeq and is a predicted model, not a curated record. Bases 1 to 213 code for a protein of 70 amino acids. NCBI's taxonomy places the organism in Eukaryota, Fungi, Ascomycota, Pichiomycetes, Pichiales, Pichiaceae. The transcript has a single exon.
AUGUGCAAUAAUCUUAUUAGAUUAAAAGGUGGUGAUGAUGUGGAUGGUUCUUCUAAUACAAACGAAGCAGAAUCAAUUAUUGGUGCAGUGAACUUUGAGUUAUCUUCUGUUGAAGAAAGUGCGACUGAUGGAGUGGAUAUUAUUCAAAAGUUGCGUAUCGUAAACUCACAAAUACUUCAACUACUAGACGAAACCGAGCGUUAUGUACAAUAA